CAGACUGGCUCACAAGACCCACUCCUGAUGAAAAAAAAAAGGGAAUAACACGCUCCGCCUCAACCCACGCCGUCGCCGCCUAAACCUUCGCCACAGUACCACGCGCCGCUCCUCUCGCCGCCAGUCGCCAGUGAGUUGCGGGCGUUCUUGCCUCUCGCGGUAUAGCAGUUUUCGUCUCGCUUGUAUAGCUUCUCUAUUCCAAGGAGCGGGUGGAAGGUGGGGAUGGAGGAGGUGCAUCUAGGUCUGCCAGGUCCCUGGGCGGAGGACUACCGGGAGAAGGCCGACCACUACACCACUAAGAUCGGUGGAGUCCCUGAUUGGCCAACUGAUAUAAGCAUUGAGCCUGAAUCGCUUCAGUGCAGCUUGUGUGGAACCAAGCUUUGUCUUGUUGCUCAGGUUUAUGCGCCUGUGGCGAAGUUAAACAUUGAGGAGAGGACAAUCUAUGUGCUUGUUUGCCCAACACCAAAGUGUGGGCCUAACCCUCAAAGCUGGAAGGUCCUAAGAGUUCAGAAGUGCCAUAGUGAUAUGAAAACAGAUGUCAGUGGUGAUGCAUUAGAUCCAUCCAGUGGGCCUACUUCUACAAGCUUUUCAGAAGAAAAUAAUGGCAAAAUUAAGAGUCCUGAGAUCAGCGAUGAUGAUUUCGAUCUGGAUGCCCUGGCCGAAGCACUUGAGCAAGCCGCAACAUUGGCGUCUAACUCAAAGAAGCAAAAUAAACCGAAGCGUUCUAAUGCCCCCAUAAAACGCCCUGUAAUAAAGGAGAAAGCAGGCGAUCCGAGCAUACCAGUUCUUCCUUGUUUCUACAUAUAUUAUGAUAAGGAGCAAUACGGGGGCAAAAGCACUGUGGCUUCUAGUAGCAACGAGUUGGUUUUGGCAAAAGAAAUUGCAGACACAGAAAAUGAUGAAGAAGAAAAGUGGGAAGGAGAGAAGUAUGAAUAUGAUAAAGCUAUUGGUGCUGAUAGAACUUUCUUAAAAUUCAAGAAACGGUUGGAUGCAUACCCUCAGCAAUGUUUUAGGUAUUCUUAUGGUGGUAAGCCACUAUCCGCUGCAACCAAGUUACAAGAUGCCGGCAUGUGUAGGCUUUGUGGUUCACCACGCCAAUAUGAACUGCAAUUAAUGUCUCCUUUAUCAUAUUUCCUCCAUGAAGCUGGCAAUGAUUCCUCAAAUUAUGCAGCCAACAACUGGACUUGGCUGACUCUUAUCAUAUACACUUGCUCUAAGAGCUGCUGCGCGUCCUCCUGCGGUGGAAAGCCUCACAGCUGCUGCUGGGGUGUAGCAGAAGAGGAGAUGAUGAUUCAGGAGGAUGAAGCUCUCUAGCCUUAAUCUGUUGAUAAACCAUUCUUUUUUUAGUGUGUGAUAAACGUUUCAAGGGAAUUGUCAAGGUUAAUCUUUGAUAAUGCGUCCGGGUAUACCGGUCGAUGGGAGUAUGAUCAACGUUUCCUACAGGUGUGUGUAUGGAUGAUGAACUCAAGAACACAAGAGGUUAUCUAGGUUCAGACCUCCUAUGAUAUAACAGUCACAUGUCCUGUGUAUUUUCUUAUGAUAGAUAUUAACUUGGUUACAGAAAGAGUUUUGUUUCUUA
Phragmites australis (common reed) is the source of this 1579-nucleotide messenger RNA. Its product is annotated as probable 20S rRNA accumulation protein 4. The transcript has 7 exons. The record is from RefSeq and is a predicted model, not a curated record. Bases 223 to 1314 code for a protein of 363 amino acids. NCBI's taxonomy places the organism in Eukaryota, Viridiplantae, Streptophyta, Magnoliopsida, Poales, Poaceae. Gene Ontology annotation, cellular component: cytoplasm.